Punctularia strigosozonata HHB-11173 SS5 is the source of this 873-nucleotide messenger RNA. RefSeq lists its product as uncharacterized. The record is from RefSeq and is a predicted model, not a curated record. The transcript has 5 exons. The coding region runs from base 1 to 873 and encodes 290 amino acids. Lineage: Eukaryota; Fungi; Basidiomycota; Agaricomycetes; Corticiales; Punctulariaceae.
AUGGAUCGCCUGUCGACGCUGAACUCGUAUGUCUCGUUGGUCGAGCGAAAAGUCAGCGCGAGGAGUGCUGAUCCGUCCGUGAUAAUCCUGUUUGGAUGGUUGGACGCGCAACAGAAACAUCUCUUGAAAUAUGUCGAUGGCCUUCAGAACAUUUUUCCGUCGUCCGCAGUCGUGGUUAUCAAGGCAACAUCCUCGUAUUACUUUUCAUCUCAAAGGACAUUGGAAUCCGUAUUAGCACCUGCAGCCAGCAUUCUACAAACACACGCAGCCAAUAGGUCCAACUUCAGCGGCGUACUUAUACACGUGCUAUCCAACGGCGGAGGUUUUCAAUUCAUGACGUUGCGCAAGAUCUUGGCAAACAUGAACGUCGGGAGCGAGCCUUCUGUGCGAGUACAAGUACCCACCGCACUGGUUAUGGACUCGACGCCAGGACACAGCGGAUUGGCAUCUUCAGUUGCGUCGUGGGCACCCAAGAAUCCGGUAUUACGAUUGCUCUCAAUCCCUCCAAUUUCAAUGAUCUACGGGAUAUUCUAUGCGAUCAACUCAUUGACCGGAAAUCCUCCGAUUUUCGAUGAACUCCGGUCGUCGCUGAACACCGUGAACCUGCUGCCCACAGUCACGGACUGUCAAGAGCCUUCAGCAUCUCCACGCUUGUAUAUCUUCUCCGACAAAGAUCACGUCGUUCCCGCGUACAGCGUUGUCAACCACAUGAACGAGGCCAAAGCGCGCGGCUUACACGUGGAUCACGAGAGAUACGAGCGCUCGUCACACGUAUCGCACCUUCGAGUUGACCCAGAACGAUACUGGGCCGCAGUGAGUCGGCUCUGGUCUAAAGCGAUGGAACUACACGCGUUGCCAACCGCUGUCCUGUAG